GCUUGGUAAGCCCAUCAGUUUUUCUUUCAUGUCAAGUAGUGAUCAUGGCGGUCGGUAAAAAUAAGGGACUGUCGAAAGGUGGCAAGAAAGGAGUCAAGAAGAAGAUUGUUGAUCCUUUCACCAGGAAAGAUUGGUAUGAUGUAAAGGCACCAUGCAUGUUCUCCAACAGGCAAGUUGGAAAGACCUUGGUCAACCGUACCCAAGGUACCAAGAUCGCCUCCGAGGGUCUUAAACACAGAGUGUUUGAGGUUUCUUUGGCUGAUUUGCAAAGCGACACCGACGCUGAACGUUCCUUCAGGAAGUUCAAGCUGAUUGCUGAAGAUGUGCAAGGAAAGCAUGUUUUGACCAACUUCCAUGGUAUGGAUUUGACCACUGACAAGCUUAGGUCCAUGGUUAAGAAAUGGCAAACCCUCAUUGAUGCCAGCACUGAUGUCAAGACCAGUGAUGGAUAUUUGUUGCGUGUCUUCUGCAUUGGAUUCACCCAAAAGAACACCAUGUCUACCAAGAAGACCUGCUAUGCUAAACACAACCAGGUUCGCGCUAUCCGCAAGAAGAUGGUUGAGAUCAUCCACCGUGAUAUUGCUGGCAGUGACUUGAAGGAUGUUGUUAACAAGCUCAUCCCAGACUCUAUUGCCAAGGACAUUGAGAAGCUUUGCCAAGGCAUUUACCCACUUCACGAUGUUUACAUCCGUAAAGUUAAAGUGCUCAAGAAGCCACGUUUGGACAUUUCCAAGUUGAUGGAAUUGCACAACGACGGUGGAAAGGGAACCUCCGCUGAAGUUGCUGAAGGUGGUGCUAAAGUUGACCGCCCAGAAGGUUAUGAGCCACCAGUACAGGAUACUGUGUAACUUAUGUUUAAAUAAACUGAAAAAUUUUCCAA
Messenger RNA from Nicrophorus vespilloides, 880 nucleotides. It is a transcript of the gene RpS3A, whose product is annotated as 40S ribosomal protein S3a. Bases 45 to 848 code for a protein of 267 amino acids. Lineage: Eukaryota; Metazoa; Arthropoda; Insecta; Coleoptera; Silphidae. Gene Ontology annotation, molecular function: structural constituent of ribosome. The transcript is spliced from 4 exons. Gene Ontology annotation, biological process: translation. The record is from RefSeq and is a predicted model, not a curated record. Gene Ontology annotation, cellular component: cytosol; ribosome.